AGCGGCGGGAGGCGUGGCGCUUGGCCUUGGGGGCUGUGUGGGCACAGCUCCCUCCCCUCAGCAGGCCUUUGGCGGUCACCGGUGGGGGUUAGGCUUAGCCGCGUCCCACAAACUCCGCUGCCCCCGCCCAGGACACCCCUCCGGCGCCGCUUGGGCUCGCCUACUUCUUCGCCUCGGCCAACAUGAGCGACCAUGAUAUUUCAGAAGAAAUGGUUAUUAUCAAGAAUGAGAAGCUAGAGGAAGGCAGCAGUAAUGAUGGAGGAAAUUGUGAGGGCCAGGAGUCCCAACAUUCCCCCCUGGCGCUGCUGGCAGCCACAUGCAGCAGGAUUGAAUCUCCCAGUGAGAACACUGAUGGUUCACAGGGACAACAGGGAAGCUCAAGCGAACUGGACCUUACCAGUCAAAUGUCUCAAAAUGGAAAUGACUGGCAAAUAAUUUCCACUCCCUCUGGGGCUUCCAACUCCCCCAAGGACCAGGGGGGCAACAGCAAUGAGGAGAAUGAUUCAUCAUCCAAAAACCAAGCUGCUUCCUCUGGGCAGUAUGUGGUUACCACCACCUCCAAUAUGCAGAACCAGCAAGUGCUGGCAGGCUUGUCAGGAAUGAUACCCAACAUUCAGUAUCAGGUGAUCCCUCAGUUUCAAACUGUAGAUGGACAACAGUUGCAGUUUGCCACCACUCCCACCCAGGUCAGUGUCCAGCAAGAUGCCUCUGGCCAGCUGCAAAUCAUCCCUGGAACAAACCAGCAGCUCAUUACAAACAGGUCUGGGGCAGGCAAUAUCUUGGCAGCUAUGCCGAAUCUUUUGCAGCAGGCUGUUCCUAUUCAGGGAGUAAAUACCCUCUCAGGACAGACUCAGUACGUCACUAAUGUCCCACUGGCUUUGAAUGGCAACAUCACCUUGUUGCCCGUUAACAGCAUUGCAGCCAGUUUGGCACCCACUUCCCAGUCGGUGACUUUAAGCAGCUCUGGUUCUCAAGAGAGCAGUACUCAACCAGCAGCAUCUUGUGCUUCAGUCAGUUCCUCGGGUGUGACUGUAUCCCAAGCCAACUCUGUUGGUUUUUUUACCAAUGCCAACAACUACAAUGCCACUACCACAUCGAGUAAUUUGGGCAUCAUGAAUUUUUCCACAAGUGGCACUAUGCAGAGGACAGGCAGUGCUCAAAAUACUGAUGCUCUGCAGGUGCCUGGAGCUGCAGUCCAGCAAAGCCAACAGAAGGAAGGUGAUCAAAGCCAGCAGCAACAGCAGAUCCUACUGCAGCCUCAGCUUGUUCAAGCAGGCCAAGCUGGCCAGACAUUUACUACUCAGGAUGCUUUGCAGAACCUUCAGAUCCAGGCUCUCCCCAAUACUGGUCCGAUUUUUAUUCGAACACCCACUGUGGGGCCAAAUGGGCAAGUGAGCUGGCAGACUAUUCAGCUGCAAAAUCUUCAGGUUCAGAAUCCACAAGCUCAGACAAUCGCCUUGGCACCAGUACAGUCCCUGGGGCAGACUGGGACCACCAACACAACCCUCACACCAAUAGCUUCUGCAUCUCUUCCCAGUGGCACUGUUACUGUAAAUGCCGCUCAGCUGUCCUCUGUACCAGGCCUUCAGACCAUUAAUCUUGGGGCCCUGGGAUCCGGAAUCCAAGUUCAUCAGUUUCAAGGGCUCCCACUUGCUAUAGCAAAUGCUACAGGUGAUCAUAACACCCAACUCAGUCUUCAUGGUACUGGUGGUGAUGGUCUGGGAGAAGAUACAACAACCCUGGAAGAAGGCGACACCAGUCCAGAUGCCCAGCCGCAGCAAGGCCGAAGAACACGCAGAGAAGCAUGCACUUGUCCUUACUGCAAAGACAGCGAAGGAAGUUCCUUUGCUAUUUGUAGGAACUCCGGAGAUCCAGGCAAAAAGAAGCAGCAUAUCUGCCACAUCCCAGGCUGUGGGAAAGUGUAUGGAAAAACAUCUCACUUGAGAGCCCAUCUUCGGUGGCAUACUGGGGAACGGCCAUUUGUGUGUUCUUGGAUGUAUUGUGGCAAGCGUUUCACACGCAGCGAUGAAUUGCAGCGACACAAAAGGACACAUACAGGGGAGAAGAAAUUUGCCUGCCCAGAGUGUCCCAAGCGCUUUAUGAGGAGUGAUCACCUUUCCAAGCAUAUCAAGACUCACCAAAACAAGAAGGGAGCUGCACCCAACAGUGUGACUGUAGAUGUCUCCACUGUCUCCAUGGACACAGGGGCGUCAGGAGAAGGCAAUGGAGCAGCAACGCAGUCAGCCCUCAUUGCGACCAACAUGGUAGCCAUGGAGUCUAUCUGCCCUGAAGGGAUUGCCCGCCUCGCCAGUGGUGGUAUCAGUGUCAUGCAAGUAGCAGAUCUCCAGUCAAUCAACAUCAGUGGCAAUGGAUACUGAGGCACUGUAGACUGUGCAGCAUUGUGCAAAUUUGGGAUUGUUGGGGUAGCCAUGGGUCCAAGAGGUGAGGUCUCUCAUUACAAAAGUGGUGAAAGAUGGGUACUCAGCUGCAGUACCCAGCCUUUGAAAACCCAUUUCUGACUCCCAGGAAUACAGAAUUAGGCCUGUUUGUGUUUCAGGUCAGCCCUAAUGCAAAUGUCCUGGGGAAAUGGGGACAGCCAGAGUUGCUUGGUUCCUUUUUUUUCUUUUGUUCCUUCACCCGUAUAACAGUCUUUACACCCUCUUGUUUGGUAUUCCAGAUGCCAUCAUGCCUUGUUUCUAAAUGUAUAUGAUCAGUGAAAUACUUUUUAGGAGAAAAAAAUCUAUAUUAUUAUUAUUAUUGUAAUUAUAUUAUAUAAAGUAUAAAAUAUGUUCAUUUUGAUGAAAGAGGUUAAAAUUGCUGUGACCAAAGUUUUGGUCGUCGUUUUGAUGCCUUAACUUAGAAUUUCUUGAGCUGUUAGGCUAUGCUUGGGCUUAUGUUCAGAUGCUAUAUUGCAUUUUACACUGUAACUAUAAAAACAUAAAUUUGGCUUUUUGUAUGCUUGGCUUUUAGGUUUAUCUGUCUCCACCCUCUAUCCUCGGUGAUUUCAGAGAAAUCCCAUUUCCAUCUCGAAAAGGCUUCUCUUCAUUAUUUUCUCCAUUAAUUGCUGCUUUUCCUAGUUUGGGACAUACAUUUGUUUCCCAUUAGCCAUUUUUGCCAGAAUAAUAAGUGUCCAUGAUACAUAGCAUUUUCUAAUUUUAUAGGAGGGAAGGGACAGCAAGGGAAGUGAGUAAUUUGACAUUGUUAGUUUUUGACAGAAAUUUCUAGGUCUUCAGAUGCUAUGAGUUUGUCACCAGAAAGAAAGAAUGUUCCCUUUUCCAGGUUCUAAUAUAAAGUAUGAUAUAACCUGCAGUGGAACAGAAAACUUAAGUGACUUGGUAUAUGUGCAGUUGAUGAUCUUCCAAAUAUGUUGUAUAUGUGAGGAUUAAGGCAUGGACUUUAGAAUAUGUCUUGGAAGUCCAACUAUCGAAGCUUCUACUUUGGGGAAAACGGGAUCUAGAGCUUUGGCUCCUAUUGUGUGUGUAAUAGGAAAAUACUGUGGCUGUAUAAGACCUGGGGUGGGGUUAGCUCCUGCUGAUGCCUUGCAUUAAAACACUCUACCACUUCUCCAAUUAUAUUCAACUUGGUUUUGCUCAGUAUUCAGUUAAAUUGCUGAGCCAAAUAACCCUGACUUGGGCUUAGCAGGCCUCCUUUCCCUUGUAGAUGAAUUACUAAGGUGCUCUUAGAUUGCAAUUAAUUUUCAGCACCGUCAUCCUUUCCAGCUAUCACAUUUCCUUCAUGAUAGUGUAGCCAUGUGGUCACACUUGCAUAAAGAAAUGGAUGAAGUGAGUGAGAGAUGCUGGUGGUCCUCGCAGACAGCAGACAAAUGUGUGAAGGCCAUAAUAAUGGGAAAGGAAGGGAUGGAGAGUAAGAGUGCUGCUUGGAGUGACUUGAACAAGGCCUUGGUUUAGCGCUUCCACUUUUAGUUUACUUUCAAAAGCUCCUCAUGCUAGCUACAGAGAACAUAGACAGGCUUGCAGAGCCUUUUUGCAAAACAAAGAAAUUAUUUCCUUUUACUUCUGAUUUAAUCCCUUACACACACACCCUCCACUGCCGCCUCCAAGAGGAAGGGAAACAUGUGGCUAAAUUGUCCCUGGCAUAUUUUAAAUGGCAUGAGGGGCCUUCUAUUUUUUUUUUUUAAAAAAGGAAUUCAGGAAAGCAUGCAUGGAGGUGGGACUCCCAGACUGCUGGGAAUUGCUCAUGCUUGUCUUAGAACAGUGGUGUCAAACAUAUGGCCCUCCAGGUGCUUUGAACUUCAGCUCCCAGAAUUCUUGGCCAUAGGACAAGCUGGCUAGGCAUUCUGGGAGUUGGGGGGCCUAAACAUCUGGAGGGCCACAAGUUUGACCCCCCCCCCAACAGUGUUUGUUGGCUUGUCUAAAUUCAGUGUAACCCUACUGAAAUGAAAGUUGGUGCUUGUACCAACCAGUUUCCAGUGUGGUUGCUUGUCUGGUUGUUCAAUCACUUUGCACAGCUGUUUGCACAAUGCAAUCUGUGGGAUAUUACCUUGCAUCAGAAUCAAAAUGCUCAAAUGCUAGCAUAGUGGUAUAAAAAGGAGUAUGAUCUUCUUAAACAGAUCUCUUGACAGUCUCCCUCAAAGCACAGUAUCUGCUGUGUGUGGAUCAGUACUGGUGGUACUGUAUUAUUUCUGUUUUCUGCCACCUCUUGUUGAAUUGUUAGUUAAAGCAAGACAGCUAACCCAGAUGAAGCAAAAUGCCUUCCCUUAAAUAUUGAAAGAAAACAGCAAAAACUGUUUGGUAGCACUGACCUCACAGUAUUCAUUGUGCAUUUAGAAAACAAAGCAGAUAUUUGCCUCCAUUGGAGGACACCCUUCUUAAGGAUGAAUAGUGUAUGGCUUGGUUGGGUAGCCUGGUUUUCUCACUAUCACUGCCUUGUCCUUAAAUUCUGCUAUUACUACCUCUCGACACAGACUGAGAUUCAAAUUCUACUGCAGGGUAUCCAACCUUGCCUUCCACAGAGCCAUUCCAUCUGGGCAAUAGAUACUGUAGUUAGUUGCUAGUUCUCUCCCUUUUCUUCAUCUGCCAUGAUGAAGACCUUUUUCUUCAUCUGCCAUGUGGCUAUACAUCACAUUCCUUCUACCAUUCACUCAGAAUAUAUAAAAAAGGAAUUACAACAUCCUUUCCUGACUACUUCUAAAUGCAUUGAGUCAUUGCUCUGGAAGGACAGUUCCUUUGGUGAUGGACCAGAUUCCUUGAGUACGUUUGACUCAAGAUUGGCAAAAUUAAUAUGCACACAAAAGACAAUGCAGUUUAAUAUUUUGGAAUGUAUUAUUCCUGGACUCUAGCAGAACUGUGUCCCGACUGUCCACCUCAAGAAAUUUAAAAGUCUUCUUACAUGAAAAAUAUGCAUUUUUAUGUAGAAGAAAGUUUAGAUUUGAAGGAACUACUAUACAUUUCUUGAACCAGAAAUGAAAAAAACUAGUUGCCUAAUAGCUCCCCUCCCAUGCUGCCCCUCACAGCUCUCCUUUUCCAGCAUCUCUUUUUACUUCUUCUGGUGUCUUUCACAGGACCGCCCUUCUCCUUCAUGGAAACGUCUCUGUCAUUGGGCUUUGAUACCAACUGUGGUGAUUUCAAAGGCAGAAGCAGAACAAGUUUUUCAGCAGAUAGGAGGAAAUAAGCUCUUCCACUACAUUUCCUCAGAAUUUCACUAGAAUUAAAUGUUAGCAUUCACUUUUGCUAGUCGGCUCCUGGUGGCUUGCAUUGUGCAGAAUUUUCAUAAUCUUUUCAGAUGUAAGGAAAUUUGGUCUGCCGUAUUUACUGAAAUGGGUCAAUCAGUGUUUGUGAUAGAAAACUGGUGCUCUACUUCUUCCUGUCUUCCAAAGAAAAAUCUUCCAUGAAAUGAAAUGUCAUAUAAAAAGAAAGCAAAGUGUGAUACGAUUUGAGGUGUAGUGAGUUCUGCAGUGGGAGUGAAUGACCUGGUUUGUUUGGUUUUGAUUUCGUUGAGACAAAAGUGUGAAGAUGAGCUCUGCUCAAUUGCUUCAAAAGGAAUAUGAAGGUGGAGUGAAACUUAGCGCCCCUCCCCUCUGCUGUUCAGCAUGCUCUUGGUUUGAUCAUAUUGUUUUGCCAUGCAGGUUUUGGGUGGGGAAAUAACCAAGAAAAGGAAUGUGCCGUGUGCUUGUGAAGUUUUAGGGCUCUUAUAAAUUGAAGGCUUGAUACCAACAUAAAAAAGGAGGCAUUUGUAUCCUGAUGUCCUCUAGUUUGUCCUGUUACUGGUGAAAAAUUCUGAUUAGAUCAGAGUAAAGAAACAUGCCUAGCCUUUCAGAUCUUACUGUACUAUGUCUUCCAUUAUUCCUCACCAUUGGCUGCUCAUCCACAUCUAGAAAGUUACAGUUGCCCAUCUCAGAGCAACACGUUCCUUUCCACAUAUUCAACAAAUUCCUGAAUUAGAAAUGAACUGGUAUCAAAAACUUUUAAUGAGCGUGACAUAUUCUGUGAAAUUUAGCAAUAAAUAUCCAGUGAAUUUUAAAAGAUUGGGAACUGUGCCUGUAAAACCUGACCCCGCUUUCAAAGAAAACUAAAUGCGAGUAUUGCUUUAUACACGUUUUAAUGACUUUCAUUAAUAGAAAGAUUGUUGAUAUUUGUAAUGGCAAGGUUUGUUCAAUUGUUCUGCCACAUUGUUGUGGGAAAAGUGGAAAUUGUUCCUUGAAAAUUUCUUGGUGUUUUUGCUGGAUCAGAUCUGAGAAAAUGUGAUACAAAUUCUACUGUUGUCUAGUCCACUCCUAACUACAGUAGACCACUGAAUCAGUAAGACUUAUUUUUUGUUAACUCAUCAUAUAGCAAUUGAUUAAAGAGGCCUACUCUAAUUAAACUAACCAACACUUUUCUCAAUAAAAGUUCUGUUGGUACCAAACAUACCAAGGAAUGGUUUAGCCAAGGAAGUGAUAGUUUGAACCAAGAUUCCUUCAGAGGCAAGACUUUCUGCACAGUAAAACUUUGUGGUUAGUCGGGUUAAAGUUAGCUGAUCCAAAAAUGUGGAUUUCAAAAGCACAAGUCGCUGCAUUUAUUUUGAGCAUUACAUCUUCAUUUACAGUUAUGCGUAUCAGGAUUCCGCCAAAGAAAAGGUAGCAGUGUUGAUAUUGAGAUGACUGAGCACAAAUAUUUUUGUAUUGGUGGAGGGAAUAAAGUAAGAUUAAGCUACCUACCACAUGAUAAGCAACAGUGUGAAACUUAUCAGAUCUAUGCUAAUCACUCAUCCUGUUUUGUUUAUGUUUCCCAUGCAUAUUUUCUACGGCUAAGUACACUUGUUAUUCUUUAAAUCUGUACAUUGUUUCUUUUUUUUUUU
Messenger RNA from Anolis sagrei ordinatus, 7296 nucleotides. RefSeq names its product Sp1 transcription factor (gene SP1). NCBI's taxonomy places the organism in Eukaryota, Metazoa, Chordata, Lepidosauria, Squamata, Anolidae. Gene Ontology annotation, biological process: regulation of transcription by RNA polymerase II. Gene Ontology annotation, molecular function: DNA-binding transcription factor activity, RNA polymerase II-specific; RNA polymerase II cis-regulatory region sequence-specific DNA binding. The record is from RefSeq and is a predicted model, not a curated record.